Drosophila innubila is the source of this 2227-nucleotide messenger RNA. RefSeq lists its product as uncharacterized. Bases 225 to 1949 code for a protein of 574 amino acids. Gene Ontology annotation, molecular function: G protein-coupled receptor activity. Gene Ontology annotation, cellular component: membrane. The transcript is spliced from 7 exons. The record is from RefSeq and is a predicted model, not a curated record. NCBI's taxonomy places the organism in Eukaryota, Metazoa, Arthropoda, Insecta, Diptera, Drosophilidae. Gene Ontology annotation, biological process: G protein-coupled receptor signaling pathway.
CCUUUGUGUGGUGUAUAUGUGGGCGUGGCCAUUGCUGACACAAGUCCAAUAGGAAUCGGCACUGAAAGCGGAAUUGCAAACGGUAUUGGAAUCAAGGAGCUCAAGUGCCCCGGGCACCCCCUCCUCACUGGAGGGGCAGCUGAGGCAGCUGCAGCGCCAAACCACAGCAAUAACAACAGCAGCAACAAGGAAGUGGAGGUGGAGGCUGGACAUUGAAGAGAAGGAUGCCGACACCAAUGCCACUGCCAUUGGCGCUGGCAGCGACGUCGAUGUCGACGUUGACGUCGACGUCAACGGAGAUGCCAGUCGAUGAGAUUGCCGCUGCAAAAACGUUUUCGGAUGCGGAUGUGGAGGAAGUGCGGCACGUUGUGCAACGCAUUUUGGUGCCGUGCAUUUUUGUUAUUGGACUAUUGGGAAAUACAGUGAGCAUUUGUGUUUUGACGCGGAAGCGUAUGAGGUGCACCACAAACAUUUAUCUAACGGCUCUGGCAAUUACGGACAUUGCGUACCUGACCCUUGUAUUAAUUUUAUCAUUCAAACACUACGAAUACACCAAAUACAAUAGCGAGCUAUACUUUAAGCUCUUUGGUUUUCUGAUGUGGCUCUGUGAUGCGUGUGCGUACAUCUCAACUUACAUAGCCGUGUGCUUUACCAUCGAGCGAUUUAUAGCGAUACGCUAUCCGCUCAAAAGACAAACAUUCUGCACAGAGUCGCUGGCCAAGAAGGUAAUAGCAGCCGUCGCGCUCUUCUGCCUGCUGACCACGCUCUCAACGGCGUUCGAGCACACAUAUGCCAUCGAUACGAAAUUGAUUGAUGACGCCUACAGGCCCUGCAAUCAGACCCUGGCAAAUGUGUCGCCCACACCCGCCCCGCCCACUCCGGCGACCGCAUGGCAUCCAGAUCCAGAUGAGCAUGCAACCAAUCACACUGGCCAUGUCACCACGCCAUCCUCUCCCAGCUUUUUGGAGCACUUUGAUUUGGGCAGCGGAAGCGAAAGCGGAAGCGGAAGCGGCUUUGGUGACUCGGACCACAUUCCAAACAGGCAGCGUAGCUUACCAACAGCCUCCACGUUCGCCUCGGUGGGCGUGGCAGCGCCAGCCACUGAGCCAACACCGGCGACCACUGAGAGUUUGUUGCAGUUGUCACGUGCCAGACGCAGAAGCAGACGCAGCGAGGAAAACAACAUCAUAAGCGAUGUCAGCUCCAACUACAACAACGAUAAUUACAGCAGUUACAACAAUAACAGCGUGUUCGAUUUUAACGUAACGGAAUUAUGUCAAAGUAGGACCUUCUAUAUGAAUACGCUAUCAAGUCUCGGCAAGAACAGUCUGUACAACAAUAUCUGGAGUAUGUUUACAUUGGUGGUGUUUGUUUUGCUGCCACUUUUUGUGCUUGCAACCUUCAACUGUUUCCUGAUUCUUCUCGUGCAUCGCUCAAAGAGUUUGCGUGGCGAUUUGACCAAUGCCAGCAGCAUAAGACGCACUAAGCGCAAGUCCAACUCCGGGAUUACGGGCAGCGUAUCGCAGGAGAAUCGAGUGACAAUCACAUUGAUUGCGGUGGUGUUGCUUUUCAUCGUGUGUCAGGUGCCAUGGGCAAUAUUCUUGAUAUGCACUCAGUAUGUAGAUAUUGAGCAGAAUAAUCAAACAAUCGCUGGCAAUGUGUGCAAUACUUUGGUGGCCAUCAAUGCGGCUGCCAAUUUUUUCUUAUACUGCGUGCUGUCGGACAAGUAUCGGAAGACGGUGCGUGAGCUUAUCACUGGCUAUCGUUAUCGUCAUCGACAUGCACGCAACAAUAUGAGUCUCUAUGUGCCCCACACGACAACCACACUCAAUGGAGAUGGCCACAGUGGUGCUGAUGGUGGCAACUCUGCUGGUUACAGUGCCUACAGUGGUGCAAGCAGUCGACGGUGUCGUGCCAAAGCUGCCGCAACGGGUCGUCUAAUUGCGUGAGUCACGAAUCACGAGUCACGCCGGCACGAGUGGAUCAUUAAGUCGGUCAAGAAGUCAGACAGUUUGUUUUUAUCUCUAAUUACUUUUAACUCUCUGUUAGUCUAAGUCAACAACAUAAACUACAAUGUAUAUAAAUAUCUAAUAUAUCCAUACAUUUGUGCCAUAAUGUGAUGAUUAUAGUCUUUAGGCUAGUUAUCCUAAUCGUAAUUGUUGUUGUCCUAAGUGUCAUAAAUGUAGUUUACUUAAAGUAUAAAUAAACAGCAAAAAUCCAAUCACAA